This is a messenger RNA of Ananas comosus (pineapple), 2020 nucleotides long. Its product is annotated as cyclin-A1-4. The record is from RefSeq and is a predicted model, not a curated record. Gene Ontology annotation, molecular function: cyclin-dependent protein serine/threonine kinase regulator activity. The coding region runs from base 37 to 1584 and encodes 515 amino acids. Gene Ontology annotation, biological process: mitotic cell cycle phase transition; regulation of cyclin-dependent protein serine/threonine kinase activity. The transcript has 12 exons. Lineage: Eukaryota; Viridiplantae; Streptophyta; Magnoliopsida; Poales; Bromeliaceae. Gene Ontology annotation, cellular component: cytoplasm; nucleus; cyclin-dependent protein kinase holoenzyme complex.
GAGGGUUACGGUUAGGGUUAGGGUCGUUUCACCUCGAUGGCGAGCUCGAACCGGGGAUCGACUCCGUUGCCCGGGCCGGGUUCGUCCUCGUCGUCGCUUGCGAAGAGGCCUGUAGCGGCGGAGAACGCCACCAAGGUGGCCGCGCCCGCGGCGGAGCAGGCCAAGAAGAGGGUCGCGCUCGGGAACAUCACUAACCAGUGCAAUGUGGGGAGGGGCGCCCCCCGCCCCGUGCAUUUCCUUUAUGAUCUCAUAGCAAUUCAAAAGGCAACAUAUAGGAGAGAUCUUCAUUCUAGUCAUGAUAAGGUGAAUGUGACUAGUUCGGCUUCAACUGUUAAAAAGAGUUCUAUUGCUAACAUCCCUUACACAAGUUCACGGCGGAGCUCUCUGACUUCAUCAUCUUCUCUGAAGCCUACCAGUACUUUACCCACCAAGGAUCCCUUGCUUCCAAAAAAUGACGGUCCUUUAUCUACUGUUGGUUCGUGCCUUGCACCGUGCAGUAAUGUUGCAUCUCCUGGCCGCUCUGGAGAUUCUGCUUCUCUGGAUGAAACAAUGUCUACAUGUGAUUCCAUGAAAAGUCCGGAUUUUGAGUAUAUAGACAAUGGGGACUCUUCGAUGGUUGCUUCUCUGGAGAGGCGAGCAAAUAAUAACCUUCACAUCUCUGACCAUGACAAUGCUGCAGAAAUUAAAUGGAAGAGAAAUGUUCCUGCUGCAAUGGAAACUGAUGCCAUUUUUGAUGCGGAUAACAACUAUGAAGAUCCACAAAUGUGUGCAACACUUGCUUGUGAUAUUUACAAGCACUUGCGUGUCGCUGAGACUAAGAAAAGGCCUUCGACAGAUUUCAUGGAGAGAAUUCAAACGGACAUAAAUGCAAGCAUGCGAGCAAUCCUAAUAGAUUGGCUUGUUGAAGUAGCAGAAGAAUAUCGUCUUGUACCUGAUACUUUAUAUCUGACUGUCAACUACGUUGAUCGGUAUCUUUCUGGUAAUGAGAUGAAUCGCCAAAGACUGCAACUACUUGGUGUUUCCUGUAUGCUUAUAGCAGCUAAAUAUGAAGAGAUAUGUGCACCCCAGGUGGAAGAGUUCUGCUAUAUUACUGACAAUACAUACUUCAAGGACGAGGUUCUACAAAUGGAAGCGGCUGUCUUGAAGUAUCUGAAGUUUGAAAUGACAGCUCCAACAGUGAAAUGCUUUUUAAGGCGAUUUGUUCGAGUUGCUCAAGGAUGUGAUGAGGUUCCAAUGCUGCAGCUUGAGUUCCUCACCAACUAUGUUGCAGAGCUCUCACUUCUUGAGUACAACUUACUUUGCUAUUCUCCUUCUCUAAUAGCUGCUUCAUCCAUCUUCUUGGCUAGGUUUAUACUCCAACCUACAAAGAAGCCAUGGAAUAUGACACUUCAUCAUUACACACUAUAUAAACCCUCUGAGCUAUGCGACUGUGCAAAGGCAUUGCAUCGUCUUUUCUGCAAUAGCCCUGGAAGUAACUUACCAGCAAUCAGAGAGAAGUACAGUCAACAUAAGUACAAAUUCGUGGCCAAGAAAUACUGCCCCACAUCAAUACCUUCGGAAUUCUUCCAAGAUUUCAUCAAUUGAGUGACCUGUAGUUGAAAAUGGUCCUAAUUCUUCAUAGAUGCAUCCGUUCUGAUGCGCCAAGUUCCUAUUGAAUCACUUGAUCUUAGAAGCUUUUGGAACUCCCAUGGUUUCGGAUGUUGCUAAUGCGUCGGCAAUUCAAGGGUCAUGUUUCAGAUGACUCGCAGGCUUUAAGGUUGUAGAUGUAGUCCUGAAUCUCUUUCCCUCCUUGUGAUAAUAUUAUUGUUCGCUUUUCCUGCUGUAUUUUCGAUUCAGCAUUUCCAUAUGCUUUCAUGCUAGAAGCCCAUAUGUGCAUCUGUUGUAUUCAUGUACAUGUGUGUUUGUUGGGAAUUUGCAUUAAUCUUUGCAUUGUGAGGGCAGUAGAGUGGAAAUCUUCAAACUACCUUUUAAAGUGAUGGGCCUCCGAACCUGCACAAUGUAAUUGUUCUCUUCCAUCAAA